Siniperca chuatsi (mandarin fish) is the source of this 1079-nucleotide messenger RNA. RefSeq names its product mitochondrial ribosomal protein L47 (gene mrpl47). Gene Ontology annotation, cellular component: mitochondrial ribosome; mitochondrial large ribosomal subunit. The record is from RefSeq and is a predicted model, not a curated record. NCBI's taxonomy places the organism in Eukaryota, Metazoa, Chordata, Actinopteri, Centrarchiformes, Sinipercidae. Bases 25 to 804 code for a protein of 259 amino acids. The transcript is spliced from 7 exons. Gene Ontology annotation, molecular function: structural constituent of ribosome. Gene Ontology annotation, biological process: mitochondrial translation.
GACGGGUAAUGUGGGACGGCAAAGAUGGCGGCGUCCUCAUCAGCAGGACGCGUUUUGACUCUUUGCAAGCAGUUUCAAAAUGUCUUUAGGAUAUCUUCAACGAUAAAUACUCAGCACUGUACUGCUAAUUUGACCAAAUACCCAUCUCGUCCUUACAGGGAAACGUCUCCACUCGUUGCCCUGUCUUGGUACAGUCCCACCGGCUCUGUGGGUCAGUGUCGAGCCCUGCACACAACCAUCAGCAGAAGAGGGCUGGAAGAGUUCUUUGACCUCCCUGAGAACUGGGGAGAGGCCAACGUGAAGUCGGCUGCACCUUGGACUGCCAAACAACUGAGAACAAAGAGCAAUGAAGAUUUACACAAACUCUGGUAUGUGCUGUUGAAAGAAAAGAACAUGCUGCGCACACUUGAGCAGGAAGCAAGAAGGCAAAGGGUUCAGAUGCCGAGUCCAGAAAGAUUAAGGAAGGUUGACCGGUCGAUGAUCAGACUGGAGACGGUGGUGAAGGAAAGAGAGACUGCACUGCGUCUGCUGCAGACAGGACAGGAGAAAGCCAGACCAGGAGCCUGGAGGAGGAACAUAUUUGGACACGUCUACUGGUAUCGAUUCAAAGAGUAUGCUAUUCCUUGGUACAUGAAUAAAAGGUACAAGCGAAAGAGAUUCUACACACCCAAGUUUGUCCAACCACACAUAAGGCUGCGUAUAGAGAAGCAUCUUCGAGAGAAGGCCAGGAAAGCCAGCUCAGAGAGGGGAACUCAGGCCAAACUCAAGGAGAAGUUUCCUCAAAUGAAAGUUCCUGCAUCAUGAAAUUUCAAGCGCACAAUUUACAAUUAAGGAGUUUUUGACAGCUGUGAUCUGUCCAGACACAAAGCCUUCUCUACAUUUUAUCUGAGUUAAUAUGAAUACAAGAGUCUGAAUCAGCUCAUGUCAAAUAACUGAAGGUGGUCUGAAACUGUUGUCCUUUGUAGAGUAUGAGUGUAUUUGUCCAGCUGUUUAUUUGAUCCUUGAAAUUAUGCUACAUGACCUUGAAAUGUUUUGGUCACUGGUUUCAUACUUAAUAUUAAAACACACCAUGUAUUGAG